This is a messenger RNA of Limulus polyphemus (Atlantic horseshoe crab), 3341 nucleotides long. RefSeq names its product nephrin-like. Gene Ontology annotation, molecular function: protein binding. The record is from RefSeq and is a predicted model, not a curated record. The transcript is spliced from 12 exons. NCBI's taxonomy places the organism in Eukaryota, Metazoa, Arthropoda, Merostomata, Xiphosura, Limulidae. The coding region runs from base 143 to 1837 and encodes 564 amino acids.
UCUAUAACGUGAAAUUACUUUAAAUUUGAAGCCUCAGAUUGUUCACAUUUCAUCACCAAGAACCCCACUUCUUACUGGAAGCGAAGUGGAAGUCACGUGCCAGACUCAGGGGUCCCUCCCCCCGGCGGAAGUAACUUGGUGGAUGGAAGGUGAGGAGCUGAAGGAGUCCAAAAAGUUUCUGACGGAUAGCAGAAGGGUCACAACUAGUCACAUCGCUAUUAGACCGACAAAAGAAGACAACGGAAAAAAACUCGUUUGUCGCGCACAAAAUCCUCGUUUGUCAGAAAGUGCCUUAGAAGAUUCUUGGAAACUAAACGUGCAGUAUAAACCUGAGAUAUCUGUAAAGUUACGAUCUAAUGAUCAAGGUCAUGAAGUGCAAGAAGGUGCAAAUAUUUACUUAGACUGCAAUAUAAACGCCAAUCCUCAAUAUCGAGAGUUACAAUGGAUGUUUGAUGACCACAGACUAUUUCCUGGCCCUGAAAACGGUAUAGAAAUUCAUGGCUUAACACUAAUGAUAAAGAAUCUAACACGAGAACAUGAAGGUGACUACUACUGUGUUGCUGAAAACAGCGUUGGAAAAGGACAGAGUAAUAACAUUCACUUGGUUGUGUUAUUUUCACCUAUCUGUGCUUCACGUCAAAAGACAAUUUAUGGAGUAGGAAAGCAUGAGAACGUUGAAAUAUCGUGUGAGCUGACUGCUCAGCCUCCAGAAGUCGAGUUUCGUUGGAGAUUUAACACCUCAGGAAACAUUGAUUCUUUCCAAAGUAAUCGAACAACUAGUAUUGCUACUUUGUCGUUGAAAUCUAAAUAUGAUUACGGAAUCCUUUACUGCUGGGGAGAAAAUAGUAUCGGUGUUCAGAAGGAACCAUGCAUUUUCCAUAUCAUACCAGCUGCUAGGCCAGAUCCUGUCACUAACUGUAGCAUUGAAAAUCAGACGGAAAAAUCGUUUAUGGUCGUUUGUUCAUCAGGGGAUGAUGGUGGGCUUAUCCAACAGUUCCACCUCGAGGUCUUCAUCAAAAACAGCCAAGCUUUACUUGUGAAUCAUACAAGCCUUGAUCAACCAGUUUUCGAAGUGAGUGAUCUUCCCCCCGGUAGUCCCUUGAGAAUCACAGUUUAUGCUUCGAAUACUAAGGGGAAGAGCCCUGCUGUUUUGCUUGAGACAAGAACGCUACUCUCGGCCGAAAAACAUACAGGGAAUGUUCUUCCACUUUUCAUUAGCCCUCUACUGGCGAUUUUACUUGGAAUUAUUAUCGUACUGGUAACCCUAGCUGUGAUUAUCCUCAUUAUCGUAAAACGAAGAAGAACCAGAUUACAACAAGGUGUGGCUUUAGACUCGAGUAACGGACAAAAAUCCAACGAGCAGAUUAAAAGCAUUGAUGACCAACCAGAACCCGAAGAUAAAUGUCCUGAUGUGGUUCCUCCAAGAAAUCUCACACCAGGUACUGAGUUUGAUGAUAUGGUGAUGAACCCAGCAAUUAAGAUGGCUGACCUAGGAAACCAGAGGAUUUAUGAAAACCUGAGGAUUGAAAGGGAUCGAACCUAUGAAAAUGUAAUAGCUCAACAGGAAUUUCUUCCAAAUCAGGAAGAACUCAUGUAUUCCGUACUGUCUCUUCCCGAAACUAAAACACAGCUGGUGAGAAAUACAGACGUAGAGCAUACGGAAUAUGCAAAUAUUGACCACCAGAGGAGCCACAAUCUUCGAUCAUGUCCAGGGAUGGAGACAGAGGAGGAGUUGGAUGGUUACUCUGUGGAAACACCGUUAAUGAAUAGCCUGAAAAGUGAUAGAAGAGGUGGAAGAACGGAUCGGAAAAGGCCUGUUGUAUCGACGGUUGUCUAACAACGCCGUUCCCUACAUAACGAUAAUAACCUGUCGUAUGUGAAGAGAUUACUCAGAGAUACGAUUAAGAAAUACCUUAUCUAUCUCUUCUAGAUCUGAUUACGGGGUACUAAAACAGUUUCCGGUGACUGAGAGAUUGUGAUUUUUUUCAGUGAACCGAACCCGCUGUGCAUCAGUCUACUGUCUUUCGUCAGAUCACCGGCACUGAACGUGUUAUUUGCCUAAAUCUCACAAACUUGUUUCAGUUAUAUCUGUACUGAUGUAAAUUUGUCGCAGUCAGGUCCGAAAUCUUUUAUUUUUUAACUUACUCUCGAACGAUAUCGUUCGUUUACAAAGUGUUGCCUAAUGAUUCGUUUUUUUUAUCAUUUUGACUCCUGAUGACGGGAGUAGAAGAUCCUUAUUUUUUAAUAUUCUUGUGAUUUAUUCGUUUAAUUAAUGUGCUUUUGCGAUCAAAAAUUUUGGCCUCUUUGGAUAGAUGUUUUAAAUUGUUUAUUUAUAUAACGCUGGGUGUGUUCAAAAUAUUCAGUAUUGCACAGAAGAAAAGACACUUAGUAAGUGUCUCAUAAAACUCAUAAGUUUUCCGUAUUAUAAUUGCGACCCUCUAUUUUUUAAACGCGAUGAAAUGACAAUGAAAUUAAUUCACUCAUCAUGCAAUAAGCACAAGGUCUUUAUAAAUCCUUAGAAAUACGUUAAAUCUAGCACAAAAUAUUAAAAAAAAUCACUGUAUAAUAAACUCGUUGUUAAAUCCUUCAGAUAAAGUUCUCUUAGAGAAAACGAUGAGCACUGAUAUUUAAUCUGUUUUAUGAUUUAUUUAAAUUUUUCAUAGCUGAACCAACUUUUGAACAUUACACGAAUAUUUUGCUUACAUCCAAAGUAAUCUACAAAAUUCUGAUUAUAAUUGGUUAUUAAUUAUUUAAUUAUAUACUACACAAAUUAAUGAUUCCAAAGAAGAAAAUCAUAUUCUCCUAUUUAUCAGAACUUUUGCUCAAAUUAUGUUAACAAAUUUCUCACUUAUUUUUCUACUCUCUCUUUUUUACAUGUCAUUUUCUCGUAUCUUGUUAAUCCUGCAGCAAAAGUCAAACGUUUUCUGAUAAAACACUCUCCUAAUACAUUCUACAAUCUAACUUAAGAAUCUAGCUUUAUCACCUCUUUCCAAAAUUAGUGUCACUGUGUAAGUUGAAUUUGGUGUUACUUUUGGAACUAUACUUGUGAAGUAAGAAAUGUGAGUGAGAGGCUGCAGCCACGAUUGGUUGAUUGUGUUACUAAUUUAUGUACAUAUUUAUGUUGUAAACAAUAUACCGUAAAUAAGUCACAUUAGUCUGUAGUCAUGAUUCAAUACCAAUUUGUCUUAUGUGUUGUAUUAAAUAUUUUUUUUAAUAGUUCGUAUAUAACCUGAAAGUCAAACACAUUUUCUGUUCUAUGUUUGUUUCUGAAAAAAAUCUUAAAAUAGUGUUUUUAAGUAAAUGCAUUUGUAACGUUAAAUAAACUGUACAAAAUUGUCACA